AUGGGUGAGGCGGAGGAUUGUUUCACGCGCACAAUGGGGUCUCCUUCGUUUCCUGCUUUUGAAGCGGAUGAAUUUGACUUGGACGCUAACGACGAAGAUAUGUUGGAGGUUGCCGGGCAGUUUGAGGGCAAUCGAUCUCCAGCAAUUGACGAUCAUGCAUCUCACGGCCGCAAGGUUUUUGGGGAAACAUCUGGAAAUGCUACCCGCGCCCCUUCACCUGACAAGUCACCGGUCCAAACCGCUCUAUGGAAUCAACAUUCAUGGUCAAUGGAUGUGAAGAAUGUGCUGAAGGACCGAUUUCACUUGCGGGGUUUUCGGAUGAACCAACUCGAGGCCAUCGACGCUACUCUGAGCGGGAAGGACACAUUUGUUCUGAUGCCGACGGGCGGAGGAAAGUCGUUGUGCUAUCAAUUGCCCUCCGUUGUAACCAGCGGCACUACUAGAGGAGUCACGAUCGUGAUAUCCCCAUUGCUGAGUUUGAUGCAGGACCAAGUUGACCAGUUACAAAGGCUCAAGAUCAAAGCCAUAUUGUUGAACAAGGAUACCAAGAAGGAAGAAAGAACACAGGUCCUGAGCACUCUUGCCCGCGCCGGAGCGGAUGAGCAUAUCCAGCUGCUCUAUAUAACGCCGGAAAUGAUGAACAAAAACCAGGUUCUCAAUCGGAUCCUGGAGAGUCUUCACAGCAGGCAAAGACUUGCGCGGAUCGUCAUUGAUGAAGCUCAUUGCGUUAGCCAAUGGGGACAUGAUUUCCGACCUGAUUAUAAAGAGCUAGGGCAGAUUCGCAAUCAGCUGCCGGGGGUCCCGAUGAUGGCUUUGACCGCUACUGCAACGGAAAAUGUUAAGGUGGACGUCAUUCAUAAUCUCAAAAUGGAGGGAUGUCGAGUAUUUACGCAAAGUUUCAACCGCCCUAAUCUGACCUACGAAGUGCGUCCAAAGCCAAAAGGGGCUGAGCUUCUGAACAGCAUUGAAAGCAUUAUCAAGACUUCUUAUCGGAACCAGUCCGGUAUAGUCUACUGUCUCUCACGGAAGGUCUGUGAGAAAGUGGCGGAAGCUCUCCAGGAGAGAGGAAUCAGGGCUGCUUUCUAUCAUGCGGGCAUCGAGACAGCCAAGAAAGCGGAAGUGCAGCAGCGUUGGCAGUCCGGACGUUACAAUGUCAUAGUCGCAACCAUUGCUUUCGGAAUGGGGAUUGACAAGCCAGACGUUCGAUUUGUGAUCCACCAUAGUAUCCCAAAGAGCCUUGAGGGAUAUUACCAAGAAACCGGACGUGCUGGGCGGGAUGGUAAGCGUUCUGGUUGCUACCUUUACUAUUCCUACAAAGAUACGUCGAUGAUAAACCGCAUGAUCGACAGCAGUGAUGGUGAUUGGGCACAGAAAGAGCGGCAGCGCCAGAUGUUACGGAACGUUGUCCAGUAUAGCGAGAACAAAAGUGAUUGCAGACGAGUGCAGAUCCUCGCCUAUUUUAACGAAUACUUUCGUCGCGAGCAUUGCAAUAAGUCCUGUGAUAAUUGCAAGUCUGAUUCGGUUUUCGAGACGCGUGACUUUUCCGAAUACGCUUCUUCCGCUAUUAAACUUGUGCGUCAUUUCCAAGAAACUCUGAAUGAGAACGUGACCCUACAGUACUGCGUGAACAUCUUUCGGGGUAGCGUGAAACGACCCAGGUCUCCCGAGCACCGACAGAUUCCGUGGAAUGGAGCCGGCUCAGCUCUGGAGCUAGCGGAGGCAGAGAGGCUUUUCCAACGACUGCUCAGCGAAGGGGCGUUCAGAGAACACAAUGUGGUCAACGCUAGCAGUUUCGCAACCCAAUAUCUCAAAGUGGGCCGGCGCGCUGCUGAAUUCGAGAGUGGCCGUCGCGAUUUGAAGCUCCAAGUACGGCUCUCGCCCAGUAAAGCAGCGCGAUCAGCCGCUGGUACCCGUCCAGGAGGUGGAAACGAUGAUCAUCCAAUGUCCACGAACGUGUCUUCACCUGUCCAGUCAGCGAGCCACCGUCGUCUAGCCAAAUUCCGGCACCGCGCAUCUGAAGACGAGGAUUCCGGCAGCGAGGACAGUGAUGGGUUUGAGAGGAUACGGAUUGCUGGCAAACCACGGCAAGAAAAGAAGCAGAGCUUGGGUCCACCGAUAACUGAUGAUGGCGAUUUCUCUCGUCUUGAACAACUUCACCAGGCCGUUGCAGAGGAUUUCAUGUAUUUCGCUAAGCAAACUUGUCAGCAGAUAAUGAUGGAAAAAGGCCUUCGGAAUCAACCUUUCACGGACGGUAUUUUGCGUAAAAUAGCCAUACGGCUGCCCAAAGAUCUAUCUGAACUUGCUGCCAUUCCUGGAAUCGACACUGACAAGGUUGCGCGAUACGGGAACAAGAUAUUGGAGUAUGCGAAAAACACACGGCGCCGGCUCGUGGAACUCAAAAAAGACGGCGAGGAUGCCGAUGGUGUUGUCGCAGACCCGAACCAUACCAAUGUCAUCAAUCUUGACAGUGACAACGAGUUUGGUGGCGAUGAUAUUUUCGAAGACCAAACAUCGAGCGUUUUCGACUUGGACGAAAGUAAUACCGUCUCUAGUCGGUUUUUCUCCGAGCAACCACCACUAGCGCCUGAUUCGUCAGACGAAUACCACGAUGCUGUUUCUGAACAAAGCGGCCCUAAAUCCCGAAAGCGCCAGUCUGGCAAACGCACACGCCGGAAAACACCUUCCGGCUCGGGGUUCAAAGCGAAAGGCUCAAGAUCCAAAGCAUCAAAGUCCGGCGAUAGCCUGAGUAAUCGCCCUUCCUCAUCUCGGAAACCUACGAAAGCAAAAUCAUCUAAUUCAGCGCCCCGAAUUCCCAUAAUGCCUACAUGA
This is a messenger RNA of Aspergillus chevalieri, 2829 nucleotides long. It is a transcript of the gene SGS1, whose product is annotated as RecQ family helicase MusN. Gene Ontology annotation, cellular component: nucleus; chromosome; RecQ family helicase-topoisomerase III complex. Gene Ontology annotation, molecular function: ATP binding; four-way junction helicase activity; 3'-5' DNA helicase activity. Bases 1 to 2829 code for a protein of 942 amino acids. Gene Ontology annotation, biological process: DNA replication; double-strand break repair via homologous recombination. The transcript has 3 exons. The record is from RefSeq and is a predicted model, not a curated record. Lineage: Eukaryota; Fungi; Ascomycota; Eurotiomycetes; Eurotiales; Aspergillaceae.